This is a messenger RNA of Dufourea novaeangliae, 4805 nucleotides long. RefSeq names its product integrin alpha-PS2-like (gene if). Gene Ontology annotation, molecular function: integrin binding. Gene Ontology annotation, biological process: cell-cell adhesion; cell adhesion mediated by integrin; integrin-mediated signaling pathway. Gene Ontology annotation, cellular component: integrin complex; external side of plasma membrane. Lineage: Eukaryota; Metazoa; Arthropoda; Insecta; Hymenoptera; Halictidae. The record is from RefSeq and is a predicted model, not a curated record.
AUGUGGUUCGCGAACGUUUUCGCAGGCCUUAUCGGCCUGAUCUUCGUUGGUUCGCCACCCUGGUGCUCGGACGCGUUUAACGUGGAGACGAAACAUUAUGCUGUUUACCGGAACGAGACCAGGUCCAUGUUUGGGUUCGCGGUGUCGGUGUACCGGGACAGACACGGUCGAGGCUGGGCGAUCGUGGGUGCACCGGAGGCCGAAACUCCGCAAGUUGGCGUUUACAGAGGCGGUGCGGUUUACAAAUGCGACAUCGCGGCCGACGACCGAUGCUCGAUGAUCCAUUUCGACACCAAAGGAAAUAAUCACGUUAGAAAUCCAAGUGUGGCUAACGGUUUGAGCCAGAUCGAUAAUAAAACACUUCAAUGGUUCGGCGCAACGGUUUCAGCUUCCUUGAAGGAUGGAGGGCCGAUAUUGGCGUGCGCCCCCAGGUACAUCUGGUUCUCCGUGUCGCAGCCGAAGUACGAUCCCGAAGACAAUCGAUGGAGCAAGGAAUCGACGGCCGGAAAUCGAAGGGAACCCGUCGGCACCUGCUGGGUCGUUAGCAACAGCUUUAACGAAUCGCAGGAAUUUUCACCCUGUCGGACGAGGUACUGGGGAUACCAUAGGCAGGGUUCGUGUCAAGCUGGAUUGGGCGCUUCUAUGUCCAAGAAUGGUGAGAGGCUGUUCAUCGGUGCGCCAGGAAGUUGGUACUGGCAAGGUCAGAUAUACUCGAUCAGCACCGCUAUGAGGUUGAAGUUCGUAGCGACGAUGUUGUUCACACCCGAAGCAGAAGCAUCAGGCCAAGCGUUUUCACAGUCGUUGAACAGCCGGACAAGAAUAAUGUUCACCAAGGAAGGUCCGGCGAAGGAGGACGAUAGCUACAUGGGUUAUUCCGUCACGACCGGGGAUUUUAUUGGAAACGGCGACAGCGGCACCGCGGUCGGCGUGCCUCGUGGCUCCGAUCUGCUCGGCAAAGUCAUCCUUUUUACUUCGAACAUGACGAAUCCUCGUAAUAUUACGGGCGAGCAAAUGGGAGCUUAUUUCGGUUAUGCUAUCGCUUCCGGUGAUAUUGAUGGCGAUGGCUUAGACGAUCUCAUAGUUGGCGCGCCUAUGUACACCGUGCCAGAUAACCCGGAAAUGACCAUCGAGACCGGAAGGGUGUACGUGAUCUAUCAAGGCGCCGGACCUGAAAAAUUCCGCAAAGUCGACUCUAGAGACGGGGAGAGCAACCGCGGUCGAUUCGGUUUGUCCCUGGCCUCACUGGGGGACAUCGACCGUGACGGUUAUGGUGACUUCGUCGUGGGUGCUCCAUACGGUGGUCUUCAUGGUCGUGGUGCCGUCUACAUCUAUCACGGAUCCUCCGCUGGUGUCCUGGAGAAGUAUUCCCAGGUGAUCUACGCCGAAAACCUGGACGUUCCCGUGGAGACUUUUGGAUUUUCGGUCGGUGGUGGCCUUGACCUUGAUGGGAACCAUUAUCCUGAUUUGAUGGUCGGCGCCUACGAGUCUGGCACCGCGGUCUUCUUCAGAUCCCGACCAGUCAUCAAAAUGGACUCGUACGUGACGUUCGAUCAGGAGUCGAAACUGAUCUCGUUGGACGAUCGGAACUGCACGCUCUCGGAUGGUAGCAGGGUCACCUGCUUCCCGUUGAGGGCUUGCUUCAAGUACACCGGGGAAGGGGUCUUCUCGAAGCACAACUUCAAUAUCCAGUAUGUGAACCGCUCGAUCACCGUGGAUCGAGAUCGUCAGUUCUGUCGCACGGUUCAGGUAUACGUAACACCAAACAUUCGUGACAAACUAACCUCUCUGGACGCCGAGAUGCGUAUGAGCCUGGACGAAGAACGGUACGAGGACAACAGACAAAGGGAUCCAAGGCUUCCUCUCCGUCCAGUGUUAGGCUCGACUACAUCCAGAAAGGACUCUCUAACCAUCCGAAAGAACUGCGGCUCCGACAACGUGUGCAUACCGGAUCUACAACUGAACGUGACGUCCAACGUUCUCAAGUACCUUCUGGGAUCUGGGAAGCGCCUAGAACUGGACGUCCUGGUGCAAAACAUGGGCGAGGAUGCGUUCGAGUCGACCUACCACCUGAAACUACCAGCCGGAAUUGAUUACAUUAAAGUGGAGAAAAUCGAGACGAUGGGUGUGCCUGUGCAAUGUUCAGCGCCCAAACAGUCGAACAACAACACGCUUCGCUGCGACAUUGGGAAUCCUUUGCAGAAAAAUGGAUUGGUCAAGUUCAGGGUACUGUUGCAACCUGUCACGUCCCACGGAAUGAAGCCCAUCUACGAAUUCGAAAUGGACGUGAACACCACCAAUCCGGAGAACCCAUCAACAUCUGAAGACAAUGCGUACACUUUAAGGUUGCCAAUCUGGAUCGAGACCGAUCUACGUGUGGACGGUGAGAGUAAACCGAAGGAUCUGCAGUACAAGCCGGACAAUUAUACCAGCGAGACCAACGCGACAACCGAGAUCGAGUUUGGCCCAGCUGUCACGCACAAUUAUACGAUUCGGAAUCUGGGCCCGUCCGACGUCAUCGAGGCGGAAGUCUUCCUCAUUUGGCCCGCGCAAACUUUAGCUGGGGACGAACUGUUGUACCUGCUGGAGCAGCCGGAAACUUCUGGGCCUAUCGCCUGCGAGGGCGCUAACGCGAAUUAUCUUAGUCUUAAGUUGGAUCAACGCAGAAGACUGUACUCCCUCCAUUCGGAUCCAUCAGGUGUGAUCUUGGACGAAUCACAGUCGGGCAAGACGAUCAAUGUACAAAGAGGAUUCGACGCGGAGCGGCAGAAGGCCAACCAGAAAGAAGAAACCGAGAUCAACAGCGGCGACAGUUCUAGCAUCCAGAAGACUCGUCACUCGACCUCAUCUUCGUCCAAUGUGGUUACUGGCGAGACCAGGAGGAUACAAUUAUCAACGACCGGCGACAAGCCCGAUGUCUUGGUCACCACGUACACGCAAAACAACUCUGGCACCAGCUCGAUCAACACCGGAAAUCUGUCUGGUAGCAAUCGGGGCGUGAUCUUCCACACCGAAUCCGGUGGUUAUGGGGAUACUGGAGCUUUGGGCGGUGGUUUCCGCACCGGUGACGAGCCUAGCCUGGGCUCUAGAGUCCCCAGUCUGGAAGAACACUAUGGAACUCGAGAGAAUCACUCGGAGACGAUCGAGAGUCGCUGGGGUGAGACCAGCGUCUCUGGAGGCCGCACCGCUUCCAGCUCGUUCGACUCUGAGCUGACUGAAAGCGAGAAGAGGUACCAGGUGUUGAGGCAGCAAGAGGAGCAACGUCGCCAGGAGGAAGAACUGAGGAGACUGGAAGAGGAACAGAGACUGAGGAAACAGGAGGAACAGCUCGCUGCGCAACGGCAGCGAGAGGAUCUGGAUCGUCUGCUUUAUCAGAGAAGACAGGAGGAGGAACGGAGGAGAUAUAAGGAGGAGGAGGAACAGAGAAGACAGCACGAAGAGGAAGAAACACGAAGGAGGUUGGAAGAAGAAGGGAUACGAAGACGCCAAGAGGAAGAACGAAGAAGACUGGAGGUGCACGAGCAGGAAAGACGUUACGGUGUCUCCUCUGGAUCAGAGAGCGGAUUCGUCACUGGGGAUCGAGAGGAGACCGUUCGAGGCGGUGAACUAGGGUUCCAUCUGCGUAACGUCAGCUCGGCGCAAGAGCUGGAGACGUUGUUUGGAUCCCUGUCGAAAUCGUCCAGUCACAAAUUGUACGACAGACAGGGCAGGCACUAUGUUCAGUUCAUGGGUAGGUUUAGGACUUCUGCGGAUAAGAAAGAGUAUAUCGAGUUCCAAGACGGUUCGAUGUUCCCUCUUCAAAAUCGUUAUGGGGAUACCAGCUACGUCUCUGAAGCUACCGAGUCUCGGGACAGUCGAUUCUUGAGGAUAGAGGGUGAACUUCUGGUUGACUCCCAUGGAAAAGGUUUCAUCGUUCUGAAGGACAGCCGCAGGUUUCCUUUGCAAGGCUCGUUCACGUACACCGAGGAACGCUCUUACACGUUGGGUGAUCCACGUGGAAGUCAGCAAGCCAGGGGUAAUGAUUACGAGUCGAAGGGGUAUAGCAGAUCCUGGGACGAGGAUUCCAACCACACUGGCGAUGUAGACUAUGAGUCCAGGUACACCAGUACUCACGUAGAGAAGAAGACAGAGGAUAGGAGAGUCAGCAGCAGGAUCCAUGGAAGGGACAAUCGCGAGACGUUCGAUGAGACUAACACGCAAAGUGUAGGCGCUGGCGCCAGGAUCAGACGUGAGAGCGACGUGAUGGAGGUGAAGGAGUUUAAGAAGUUCGAGAGGCUACACAGACGUCCCAGGGACCUGGAGAAAGAUCUUCUCGCGGAGGAGAGUGAGUUGAACGGCAAGACUGAUUAUGACAGUGAUCCUAGGACACAGGGACCGGCCAGUCCUUGCGAUACCGCCAGGUGUGUCAUGUUGAGGUGCGUUGUCGGUCCUCUGAAAAAGGAUCAAGAGGUCUGGAUCGGAGCCAGAUACAGGGUCGACGCGAGGACCUUGAAGAAAGUGGCCGUCCAGGAGAUUAAGACGAACGUCGAGCCUAGCAUAACACCAUCUGCGCCAGAUGUUAUUCCACUGUGGGUUGUGGUUCUAUCUGCUUGCGCCGGAACGAUCAUCCUGUUGCUGCUUAUUUACCUGCUACACAAGUGCGGAUUCUUUAAGAGGAACAGACCAUCCGACGCGCCAGAGAGGCAACCGUUGAACAGAAACGGUCACUUUCACGGGGACGAUCACUGAAACAUAAAUCAAGGAACGAUCAGUGGAUAAAUCCUCACGAAACGAAAAUCGUCGAACGACCAUCGAUCAAUCGAACGAGC